Molecule: messenger RNA, 1897 nt
Organism: Aspergillus steynii IBT 23096
Lineage: Eukaryota; Fungi; Ascomycota; Eurotiomycetes; Eurotiales; Aspergillaceae
Product: Metallo-dependent hydrolase
Exons: 1
Coding region: 414-1886 (490 amino acids)
Molecular function (GO): hydrolase activity, acting on carbon-nitrogen (but not peptide) bonds
Source: RefSeq, a predicted model, not a curated record
CACAUUUCAUACUCGGCAUUAAGAGCUCCCGAGUCCCCGAAUAAUGUUUCAUGGAAUGAAUCCUUUCACUGGUCUGGCGUUGUGGAAAAUGGAGACCACGAUGUGGGACAUACCACAUCAAGCGCGUUGAUUCACUGCAUUCAUUGUUGCGAAGAGUCCACAAAACCCAGUUGUAUCGCUAUGAACUUGUGAGAAUACUCUGUCACCAAGCCACGGAUCAUCAGAUCAUCGGAAUCAGACCGAAUCUUCCUCGGGGCAGACGGAUUUCCGAGACUCGGGGCUUGAAUCCACCAAGGGCACGGGAGACAUAAAAGGGGCGUGAAGGAGACAGUCGAUAGAGUCACCAACAUUUCAUAUCACCACUGUCAUUUGAUUUUCUUUUCUCUAUUUUGGUGUAACGCUCGACAGACACAAUGCCUGGGAAAUAUCUAUUUACAGGAGGGUUCGUGGCAACCUUGGAUGAUUCUCUCGGCGAUUUCGAUAACGGUGCCGUCCUAGUCGAAGACGGCGUCAUCAAAGCUGUUGGAAAGGCUGAAGAUUUGAAGGCUGCAGACGCUGAAAUCAUCGACACCACAGAUGGCGUCGUGAUCCCUGGCAUGGUUGACACGCACCGGCACGUUUCCAUGUCGCUCACUCGCGGCUUGGGUGUCGAUCAGUCGUUGUUUCACUUCCUUUCCAACACCUACAUGAGGUGGCUACCUGCCACCGGGGCCGAGGACAUGCACACUUCGGCGUUGGUCGGUGCGCUCGAGGCUAUUGACAGCGGCGUCACGACCAUUCUCGACACAUGCGAGACCUUCCACUCGAGCAAGCACGCCGAAGCCGAGCUACAGGGCCUGAAGGACUCUGGAAUUCGUGCCUUUUUCGGUUACGGCAUGAGCGACGUUCCAUACGACGAUGCCCCAAUUGGGAAGCCCGGGUGGCAAGCCCGACUGGCCCACGUUGGCGCCCUCCGGGAUGCCAACUCGCGCGACGAACUGGUACAAGUCGGACUGGCGCUCAGUCCGCUCGGCGUCGUUCCCUUCGAUCUGACGAUCGAGGAGAUCAAGUUUGCGCAGGAGCAAGACAUGCUCUGCUGCUCUCACACAUGUGCGGUUGUCAACUCCGGAAUUACCAAGGGCCUCGAGGAGCUUGCCGAUCACAACCUGAUGUUGCCGGGUCACGUUUAUGUCCACUGCACCAGUCUUUCCGAACGUGAGAUAACUCUUAUUGCGGAAUCGGGUGGUAAGGUCUCUAUUGCUCCCGAAACAGAGAUGCAAAUGGGCAUGGGAAUCCCACCUGUGCGCGCCUGCAUCGAACAUGGCAUCAAACCCUCUCUGAGUAUCGACACCUCCACGAGCGUCGCGCCGGAUCUAUUCUCCCAGAUGCGACUAGCCCUUCAGCUGCAGCGAUGUCUCGACAAUGAUAGGGCACAACGGGACCGCAGAGUCGCGCUUGACGUGCAUUACACCGCCCGUGAUGCCUUGAUCUGGGGCACGAGCAACGGCGCCGAAGCUCUCGGUUUGGGCGAUCGCAUCGGUACCUUGACUCCCGGAAAGCGUGCCGACAUUACUUUCAUCUCCAACAGGCGCUCUCUAAGUUCAUCGGCAUAUCCUCUUGGCACGGCUGUGCUGCAUUCCACGGCCGCGGACGUCGACACGGUCAUGGUGGACGGGGUUAUCAGGAAGCGUGAUGGCUUCCUCGUUGGAUAUGAUCUCGCCUCGAUUCGUGCUAAGGCUAAAGCCGGAUUGAAUCGAAUCCUAGACAGUCUUUCUAGUAUGCGACCAGAGAUGAAGCCGGACGAAAUUCGUCGAUAUGUUUUGGAUGCCGAGCGCUCUACGCGGGCCAAUUUGGCGAGAGCGUAUGUUGGUGAGCAUGACCGAGGCGACUGGAUGAGGAAGCAGUAAACACUUGUCAC